Eucalyptus grandis is the source of this 1596-nucleotide messenger RNA. RefSeq names its product calmodulin-binding protein 60 B-like. Gene Ontology annotation, molecular function: DNA-binding transcription factor activity; sequence-specific DNA binding; calmodulin binding. Bases 1 to 1596 code for a protein of 531 amino acids. Gene Ontology annotation, cellular component: nucleus. NCBI's taxonomy places the organism in Eukaryota, Viridiplantae, Streptophyta, Magnoliopsida, Myrtales, Myrtaceae. The record is from RefSeq and is a predicted model, not a curated record. The transcript has 11 exons. Gene Ontology annotation, biological process: regulation of salicylic acid biosynthetic process.
AUGGUCCCUCAAACUAUUGAUCGGCCUUGGUUUCUUGCCGGAGAUUUUAACACAAUUUGCUCUGCCUCUGAAGCUAGUAGCUCUGAUGAUGCUUACUCUGAAGAUAUAGAGGAUCUCAAGCAAUUGCUCUUUCACUUGGAGCUGCCGGACAUAAAGACUAUUGACCUCCAAGACCUCUCGAGUUCUUUAACCUCUAGAGUAAGCAUUCAUAUCGUCUCUGGACAGUGGAAGAUGGAGAAAAGGCAACUUCAGGAAGGUGGUUCCGGAUCUUCUGCUCAAGGAUCAAAAAGAAGGUUCUUGAUUACUUUGCAGUCGUUGGAGAAACGUGCCGGGAGGACUGUCGCCCGGAUCUUGCAAUUCAUAUCAUCUGGCUUAGUGUUGUUCAGCCAGCAUGUUGUGGAUGUAGUUCGGAUCUCUUAUGAGAAGGUUAGUGAGGAAGUGGAACGUGUGAUCUCGCCCUUUCAUGAUCCAUCAUUAAGAGCCCCGUCAAAUCCUGUUGGAACUUCUGAAAUAAGCAGCUUGCGACUGCAGUUUAUUACCAAAAUACCGGCAACUGUCUUCACUAGCAGUCAGAUAGAAGCUGAGGAUGGCACUCCUCUGAGGAUUGAACUAGUAGAUGGCAGGACCAGUGAGAGGAUUAGGAGUGGCCCUCUCUCUUCCAUAAAGCUCCGAAUUGUCGUCCUUGACGGCGAUUUCGGGUUGGACGAGGGAGAGGAUUGGACUGAGAAGGAAUUCAAUUGCAAUACCGUUCGCGAAAGGGAAGGGAAAAGGCCAUUGAUUACCGGGGUGCUGAAUGUAACCUUGCAAGGAGGAAUUGGUUCCCUGCUUAAUUUAAUCAUCACCGACAACUCGAGCUGGAUGAGAAGUCGGAAAUUCAGGUUAGGAGCUCAAGCUGCUCAAAAGAUUUCUACAGAAACGAGAAUAAGGGAAGCAAGAAGUGAACCUUUUGUUGUUAAAGAUCGUCGAGGAGAGUUGAACAAGAAGCACCACCCUCCACUUCUGAGCGAUGAAGUAUGGCGUUUACAGAAUAUAGCCAAAGAUGGCGCUCUACAUAAGCGCAUGCGUUCGAUAGAAAUCAACACCGUUCAAGAUUUCCUCCAGUUGCAUGAAGUCGAUGCGUCCUCUCUAAGAAAUAUGCUUGGCACUGGGAUCGCCAACCGGACAUGGGAGACGAUUGUCAGACAUGCCAGCACCUGUGUGGUCGAUGAUAACAAGAUGUACGCUUACUACCAAGAUUCGAUCAAGGCCAGCAUACUGUUCAAUUCAGUAAUGAAAGUUACUCAAGCAACGCUUGAUGGCCAAACUUACCAGUCGCUAGACAAACUGACCUACUCUCAGAAGAUUCUGGUGCAGAACUUAAGAAGGCAAGCCUACCAUAGCAAAAAUCAAUGGGUGCUGCUUGAUUCCCUGCCCGGCAUCACUGCUUCGAGCACCCUGACCGACUUGCCUAUAGAGUCAUUAAUUGGCGUGAGCCCACCUCUUCAUCAUCCAGAUUACACAGUGCUAAAACAAGCCAUAGAGUCUUAUCAUUGCGACAAUCUUGGAUCCGACCGUGGCAAGCAGCUCGGCAAGGAAGGAUGUUUUGUCCGGCUUUAG